Glarea lozoyensis ATCC 20868 is the source of this 312-nucleotide messenger RNA. RefSeq lists its product as uncharacterized. The coding region runs from base 1 to 312 and encodes 103 amino acids. The transcript has a single exon. The record is from RefSeq and is a predicted model, not a curated record. NCBI's taxonomy places the organism in Eukaryota, Fungi, Ascomycota, Leotiomycetes, Helotiales, Helotiaceae.
AUGUAUCAACUAGAAGAAGGAAAAUAUGUUGAUAAUCCAUUCCAUGGUACCUCUGGUAUCUCAAUUAAGAAGCCAGGACCCUCCGGUGACGCUCUACAUGAGGUCAAAAGGGGUCAAGAUGUCGACAUGAACCGGUUGCCCAUGGCCUGGGACCCCACUGAUGCGAACGUCCGUCGUUUGUUCGUAUGCCCUUGCGAAGCCCAGUGUUCGACCGGUACCACAGAACGCAAAUUCGCCUCCUGGGACAGGAAAUACGUUAUCGAGCACCUGGCGUUAAAACAUUUGAUUGAGGCGUUACCCGGAACCGGAUAG